UCGAAAUGGUGGCUGUGUUGUCGUCUGCGGUAUCCAUUUUGUUGGUUACGGCAGCCGUUUAUUGUGUUAUACUGGUGGUGAAUGCCAUUCUGAAGUUCAAACGAAAAUCAUCAAUUCUAAAGCAGGUGCCACAGUUACCUGCUCACUGGUUAUGGGGGCACCUUCGAGAUAUCCCGGGACCCAACGAGGCUGGUCUGAAGUUCAAGCGAGACCUGAUGAGUGUUAUGCCUCGCCUCAACCUGCUGUGGCUGGGAUAUCUGCCAAUGGUGAACGUCAAACACCCGGAGACAGCCAAGCUUAUCUUGAAGACAUCAGAGCCAAAAGGCGGCGCUUAUGGACUGAUUGAACCAUGGGUAGGGGACGGCUUGCUUAUAACCGGUGGUAAAAAAUGGGCGCGAAACCGACGUCUGCUUACACCGGCUUUCCACUUCGACAUCCUAAAACCUUACAUCACCAUCAAGAACAGAGCAGCGGAUAUUUUCCUGAACAAAAUAAAGGAAUUUGCAAAGAACGACCAGUAUUUUGAAGCGUUCUCUCACGUCAGCAUGUACACACUUGAUGUCAUACUCAAAUGUGCCUUCUCGUUUGACACAGACUGUCAAAACAUCGGAGGAAAGCAUCCAUAUGUUCUGGCAGUAAACGAGAACUCGGAACUUCUAGCUCAAAGAUAUUUCAAGCCUUGGCUUCAUCCUUCUUGGAUCUACAAUCUAACGUCUGAUGGACGACGGUUCCAUAAAAACUGCGACUUUGUCCACAAAGUGGCUGAAGAUAUUAUUGCCAAGCGAAAAGACGCUCUGGCUUCUGGUCAAGGAGACGAAACGACCACGAAGAGAAAGAAGUGUUUGGAUUUCCUCGACAUCCUCCUUACAGCUAAGGAUGAAAAUGGAGUUGGUCUGAGUACCCUUGAAAUACGAAACGAGGUCGACACAUUUCUCUUCGAAGGACAUGACACCACAGCUAGCGCCAUCUCGUGGACAAUGUUCUCACUAGCUGGACAUCCUGAACACCAGGAGGCAGUGCAGAAAGGGAUUGAUGACCUCAUGGCGGGAAAGAAAACAGAAGACAUUGAGAUGGAGGAUUUGGCAAAACUAACACACCUAAACAUGUGUGUUAAGGAAUGUCUUCGCCUGCACUCCCCAGUCCCAUUCAUCCAGAGAAUAACCACGCAGGACAUGGUGAUCGACGACAAACCCAUCCCUGCUGGCACUGCCAUCAACAUCCAGCUGUACUGCGUCCACCACAACCCACUCGUGUGGGACAACUCCAUGGAAUUUCGACCUGAACGUUUUGCACCUGAAAAUUGUGACAACAGAAAUGCCUAUGCUUUUGUGCCGUUUUCAGCAGGACCCAGAAAUUGCAUAGGUCAAAACUUUGCCUUGCAUGAGAUCAAGAUCUUCCUCGCCAGACUUCUACAUAAAUAUUCGAUUAAGCUGGACCCAAACCACAAAGUCCUGAAACGAGAAACCGUUACCAUGCGUGCUGAGAACGGCAUCAGAAUCAAACCCAUUCUGAGACAAAAACACGUCACUUGAUCUGACUAUCGGGUGGCGAAAUGAACAUCAUGAAAUACAGAUAUGAUCUUAACACGUGGGUGUGCUCCAUGGCGGACUCGAUUCGCGAAAAACGUUACAAUUAUGACGUUGAAUAUCAAGUAUAGUAGGACUAUAGGCCUACUCGAAUGAAAGCAAACACAUGUACCGUUAUAAACAUUUCAGUGAAAUUAUUUGUAUAUUUUUAUUAAUAAAUAUCUCUUGAGGUAAUUUAUAACACAGGUGGCGUGAAACUGCAUUAUAGACAGAUUUAGCAGCCACACCUUUACUGUUACGGAUAAUGGUAGGUCGUCACUUUGAGUGUAGUUGGUGACGUUAAGGCUUCCCGCUCUUUACGAUUAAAAGGCCUGCUAUACAUAAUAAAUGUGUGGCUAAUAUUUAAUUUAAAUAAAAAUAAUAAAUAAAUAACACUUUUAAGAAUGCCGCCGUCUUUAAGUUACUGUCCGUGCCGAUCUGCGAAACUAGCUGAACGAUUAGUCCUGUACUGUUACCGAAACAUAUAGGACCGAAUUAACGAAGCCUGUUAUUAUUAAAUGCGGGUGUUAAAGCAUUGUACCUAUGUGCAGUUACACGUGUGUAAGACAUACACAGGCUUUCUAAAUUCAGCCCAUUAUAAUAAUCCGUAACAGUAAUAGUGUGGUUGCGAAACCUCUCUAUUGUAGUAAAUCCAUGUUAAGUGAAUAUAUUUAAUUAUAUUAUAGGUUGUUUUUGAGAUUAUAUUAUCUUGUAAACAGA
This is a messenger RNA of Gigantopelta aegis, 2285 nucleotides long. RefSeq names its product cytochrome P450 4F6-like. The record is from RefSeq and is a predicted model, not a curated record. Lineage: Eukaryota; Metazoa; Mollusca; Gastropoda; Neomphalida; Peltospiridae. The transcript has 12 exons. The coding region runs from base 6 to 1532 and encodes 508 amino acids. Gene Ontology annotation, molecular function: heme binding; oxidoreductase activity, acting on paired donors, with incorporation or reduction of molecular oxygen; monooxygenase activity.